AGGGCAGAGAGCAGCUAUGCCGGAGCGGGCGAGCUCACGAAUCUUUAGACCUCCUUGCCUCGGACUGCAUGUUCCAGGGGACAAAGUGGGGGCUCAGCGUGUGGAAGACACUGACAGUCCUCACACAGCGGGCCUCGACCGGCGCGUUGCUGACCGCGCACCCCACCCACCCUACCGGCUGCUUCCACACCCACUUCCUGCUUCAGAGCUGACCCUAGGAAGCAUUCUCUGGCUCUCCGAGCCUCAAUUUCCCCUUUGUGUGUGCACUGGGGCAGGACUUUCCUUUUAGCUGACCAGGAAGGUGAGAGGGAGAGAAGGACGCCCCGACUCCGCCCUUCCUAGCCCGCCCUGCUCCCCGCAGCCCGGAGAAGGAACUCGGCACUGGCCCUUUAAGCCCCGCCCGGGAGCGCCAUUCCGGAAUCGCAGGCCGGGAGGAUCGGGUCACCGCGCGUCUCUUCCCUUCCUUGGUCCCGUGAUCCGAUCCGGAGAAUGAGCCGCAUCUACCAGGACAGCGCGCUUGGGAACAAGGCGGUGCGCAGCGCUCAUUUUCCGGGAGCCUGGGACCCCUCCGCUCACCAGGGGGGAAAGGGCGUGCUGGUGGAGGGAGAGCUGGUGGAUGUAUCUCGACACAGCAUCGUGGAUGCCCACGGCAGGAAGGAGCGCUACUAUGUGUUGUAUAUCCGGCCUGGCCGCAUCCAUCACCGAAGAUUCGACCCCCAGGGGAAAGAAAUCGAGCCCAACUUCAGCGCCACCAGGAAGUUACGGUUGCAUGCUGUGUCUGCAGAGGUGGAAGCCAAGGGGGACACCGACCUGCUCACACCCGAGGCGCUGAAGAGACUGGUGAAUAAGCCCGAGCUGCUACCACUGACCGAGAGCCUCACACCCAACCAGACAGUGGCCUUCUGGAUGCCCGAGGCAGAGAUGGAGGCAAUGGAGCUCGAGCUGGGGGCCAGGGUGCAGCUGAAAACACGGGGUGAUGGCCCCUUCCUAGAAUCAUUAGCGAAACUGGAGGCUGGAACCGUGACCAAGUGUAAUUUUGCUGGUGACAGAAAGACAGGGGCAGCCUGGACAGACAACAUCAUGGCUCAAAAGUCUUCACAGGGGGCUGUGGUGGAGAUCCGAGAGGAAGGAGAUGGGGCAGAGGACGAGGAGUGGGAUGACUGACGUCUUGGGCCACGCAUGCCUCUGGUCUGCUGCAUCUUCUAUAGCACCCUUGGGAAUUUUCCCCCACAAUCUUCCACCCUGGAGCUGGAUAGAGCCGGCCAGCAAGCCUUACCUGAUUCUUCCUAUGGCCAUCUCUGUAAACCUUUUAGCUCAGCCGAAAUCAAAUCCAAGACCCUGACAUUGGCCAAGGGACCCCGGGCUCUGGCUUGUGGGGCAGGGGAAUCCUCUUUGGAUGCAAGUCUUAGCCUCCUUGGACAUUUUCCCUUGGCGGCAGCCUUGUUUCAGGACAGUCGGAGAGGACCCAGACUUGGUACAGAUUUGGGGGUACCCCUUGUCUAAAUGCAGAAGUUCCAAGGGAAAUUAGUGGCCCCUCUCUCACUAUUCUUGUUCUUCUCUGCUCACCCUGCCCAGGCCUUUCCUAGCACUGUGUUGCAGCCUCUGCUCUCCUGGCCUCAGCUUCCCCUUUUCCUCCCCACCCCAUGCCUGAGGUGCCAGUUCUUUAUUCCUCUGAUCCACGUCCCAUUGAGGUUCCUGUCCUCUCACCUCCCCUGGCUGUUGUCCUGGUGCAGCUGGCCAGUCAGGGUCUUCAGACUCACUUUGCCUGUCCACGUCUGUUCAUUUUUGUGGUGCUGGGGAUGGAGCCCAGGGCCAAGUACAGUACACACUCAAUAAGCACUAACCACUGAGCUAUGUCCCAAGCCCUGGGCCACAUUUUUGUUAUUGCCUCUGUUUUUGUUUUAUACUCAGAGAACUUUUUAUGAACAAGGAAAUAUUCAAGAAAGAAUUCCCCCACAGAGACUGUGUGCUUGUCAGGUGUUAGUGAUUCCCCCCAGCUGGGAAUCACACCUAGAGGAGGGAAGACAUUUGGCUUUGCCUGUGAACACUGCCUUGCUGGGGAGCGGGCACACACCUGGAUCUUGAUGCUUCCCAGAGUCUCCGUGUCCUGGGUUGAAAUCUCCAUGUCCAUGGCUUGUGGAUCCUGCCUGACCUGGGGAAAAGGGGAAGUGAUGUUGAACUAGUAAUUACUGAGUCACCUUCAUGUUUCUAAUGCAGGGCCAGCUGCUUUCCAGGAUUAACACAGCCACUGAUGACUGAGUUCUACCUGGUACAGUCCUUGGGCUAAAUACUUUAUUCACUGUCUUCCUUAAGUGUCCCACAGUCCUGUCAGGUGCCUGUGAUUAUUAUCUGUUUUUCCAUGUGAAUCUGAAGAUUCAUGCUCCACAGAUAGUCCAUACCAGACGGAGGAAUUUAAGCCCAUACGGAUUUCAAAGCCUACAUUCUUUACUCCUGGACUAAUCUGUUUUCAUGUGUAUAUUAACAGAGGAAAAAAAAGGAGCUCAGUGAGGUUAAGCAACCUGCCUAGUGGCAGAACCGGGACUCAGAUCCAGAGCUGUCAAAGGCACAGUUAUAUGCCUUCUAUUGUCCUCUGCUUCCUUUGCCUACUGAAGGGUCUCACACAAAGGAGCCAGAGGACGUGGGAGCCACUUCACUGGUGUCCUGUGUUCAAAUGGGGGUGACUUACAUGCAACUCAUGCUGGGACCUUGGCCUUGGGGGUAGUCAGGGAGGCAGGUGAACAGGAGGGGACCUGGGGACUUUGAUUUGGGGUAGAGGCUCCCAGAGGGGACACUCUGCUACCCAAAUACUGGAGUCAAGGGGUAUGACAAACUCAGGAGCAGGCCACCAUUCCAAACAAGGAGGCCCAGGGUGUCUGGGGGGAGUCCUGAAAUGACAAAAAGGGCUUGAGGUCUUGGAGAGGCUUCAGGAAGGGAAGAGCCAUUGAAGCUGGAGCUUGGAGGGAGGGAAUGUUUGAGAGGAGGUUGGCAGUGAGGCAUGGGACCUUCAGGCCUGAUAAGGCUUUGGGGACUUUGGCCUGACCACCUAAAAGCUAGUGGGCCUGUGGGGAGGGCAAGGUCUGAUUUGCCUCUUUCAGAGCUCGGAGGAUACCAGACAAAUGGGAGGUGAUGAGCUUAUCAAGAAGUCACUACAGUUGUCUAGGGGAUGGGUGACAGCAGCGACAGGGAAGAUGGGGAGCAGAAGAUAGGAGGAGAAUAAACAGGAGGUGGAGAGAGGAAUGGGUCAAGAAUGCCAUCCAGAUUUGGCAAAGACAGAGGCUGUGGUGGGAAGGUUCUGGGCAACCAGCCCUCUGUGCAGAAGCCCAGUUUAUCCCAGAAGUGGAGGGAGCUAAAAUCAGCCACUUGGGGAAGGGAAAUCCAAGUGGACCGAGGAUGACAGCAGGGCUCCAGGCUAGCAGGUAGGGAAAUUGAGGUAAGAUCCUCUUCCCCAGGAUAAGGACGAGAGUAGGGAAAACCGCUACGUCUCAGAGGUGGUGUGGGGACUCAGGACUCAUCCUGGCACUGUGGAUAGGAAUAAAAGGCCCAUAAUUUUAUUCAGUCAUGUUCAUAAUUUUUGAUGUUUUUAAAAAAUAUGCCUACAUAUAAAAUUGGAUAUUACUUGUUCCAUUAAUGUUAAUUGCUUCAUAUUGCUGUAGUCUUCACACGUGUGUGUGUGUGUGUGUGUGUGUGUGUGUGUGUGAGAUUGGGAAUGAAACCCAGGGCCUUGUGCAGGUGAGUCAAAGGCUCUAACACUAAGUUACAGCUCCAGUCUCUUAUUAUCUAUUUAUUUAUUUCUUUCUACCGGGGAUCAAACUACCUGUGCUUGCGAGGCAGGUGAGG
Messenger RNA from Fukomys damarensis (Damara mole-rat), 3837 nucleotides. RefSeq names its product AP-3 complex subunit sigma-2. The record is from RefSeq and is a predicted model, not a curated record. The transcript has 6 exons. Gene Ontology annotation, cellular component: membrane coat; intracellular membrane-bounded organelle; AP-3 adaptor complex. Gene Ontology annotation, biological process: intracellular protein transport; Golgi to vacuole transport; negative regulation of actin nucleation. The coding region runs from base 490 to 1164 and encodes 224 amino acids. Lineage: Eukaryota; Metazoa; Chordata; Mammalia; Rodentia; Bathyergidae.